AUGGCUCCAAAGUGGUUUUCGCAAAGCGAUGACCUUUCCUAUCAACAAUCAGAUCCCAUGGCUUCGACAACAACAGAACCAACUCCCAAGAAGGCUUCACGCCUGUCAGCAACGUUUGGCACCGACUCCAGACCUUGGAAUUUCAUGAGCUCCUCCUCAGACCGCAGUUCAUCGUCUUCUAGAAAACGGCUGUCACUGUUCGGCGCACGCAACUCCACCGCUUCAUCAGCAGACGUCUUCUCGUCGGGUCAUUCUUCGCCUCGAGAUUCCGCUUUCGUUCAAUCUGGUCGGCCUGAAUUUUCUCCUCGUCCCGAGUCUCGCUUCAGCAUCGAUUCUAAAUCAACAGCGGUUGCUCUACCCACCCCCACCGACAGCUGGCGAUCAUCAAUUUUCUCCCGAAGGCGCUCGGCCAAAUCUUCCAGGAGCUCGGAAUCGAAGGAUGAACCUCUCAUGCGAUGGCUCCGUACUGACAGUCGAACUCCUGGCUGGAGACGCGAGUCCACCGACUGCGAAAGAGAGCAUGACUCAGAAGAAGCCUUCUACCAGACAUUGAGAAAGAAGAAUAUUUCGGCACCAUUCAACUUCCAGCAUGUCACACACACACAGCAAGAACAGCUUCCGCAAUUGGAGUCUGUAACCGAUAGCGAGCUCGUGUCUGAGUUUUGGGCUGCUUCAGCCUUCCAAGCACCCAAGAGCGAGCUCCGUGGCAUUAAAGCAGACCCGGUCGACAGCAGCUUUCGUGUUCGCGCGAAUGAGAGAAGACCCUCCACCGCCUCUUCCGUUCGCUCCGACCCUUUUGCUUCCAGACAUCGCGGCUUGAGCUUCACUUCAUCGGUGCAUGAGCUCGACAGCACUCCCCGCACUCCACAGGAUGUCGAGUCUCCUCUGGAUGAAAGAGCACGUUCAUUAUCACUCACCUCAAGGUCGCACAGCUUCUCACGUCUAGAUCUGCCAUCUAGAGAAAGGCUGGCCGCUUUGGGUGCUGAGCAGAGAGAGCCUCCCACUAUGCUCCAUCCUGCUCUGCGUGGACAGAUGACUCCGCCUACAGUGGAGCGCACCUCCAGCCAGCCCCAAAUCUUCGAGCUCCCUGGGACCAGUCUCGAAUCUGUUCCUGAGGAGAUGGAAGGCUGCGGUCCCAGCCCAGCGAAACUUCCUCGAGCAAAGGCUAUGCUGGACCUCUCACCCCUCGCAUCUCCCAAGCUUUCUCCACGAUCAUCGCCGUCUCUCAAUUCAACUGCUCGUCAAAAGAAUGGUCUCGUCUUCACACCGUUCCCCAUCGGCAAUGCUUUCGCACAGGCACAUGGAGGUACUGGCGUAGAGGUGCCAAGGACUUCUUCCGAAAGCCGCCUUUCGUUCAGCGUCGAUGGAAAUGUCCCAAGCUUGACUUCUGGCGAGUCGUGGGAGAAUGACAUUGACUUCUGCUAUCUGGUUGAGGCUGAGUCGUCCUGUGACUUUGACUGGGAGUCUGUAAGAUCGAGUCGUAAGGGGUCCGCCUCUUCAGCUCGCAGAGACUCAACUACUAGUGUCUCUGUUCAGCGCGCCUCGUACAGUGACCCUUCGCGCAGAGCAAGCAUCAAAUCUCAGCCAGAUGUUGAAGCACUAUUUGCCGACUUUGAUGGAAGCUCGACAUUUGUCAAGGACCAAACUCGCCAUGAUUCUCCUCAGAUGUCCGUAUCGCGUGCCGACUUGAGCCCUAUUUUGGAAUCACCAGCCAAGGUGACCACUACCAACAGCAGUUCAGAUACUGUCAGCCCGACCAAGCCAUCUCAUACCCGCUCUAUCUCUUUGGACGACAAUGUCAAGUGCGGCCACUCUCUGGAUAGAAGCGCAAGAUGGUCAAUUGCAUCACCCCUCUGCCUUCCAGAAGACGCUAAGCGUCGCGGUAUUACCUUUACGCAUCCGGUGUACAAGUCGCGAGCAGUUCGCAUGUCGGUACCUGCGUCGUUUGCUGCACCUCCGUUGCCUCCACCAAAGACAGCCCUACCACCUUUACCCGCACAGCAAGCCGCACAACAACCCGCAAAGCCUGUCUCGCCACCUCUUUCACCCACUUCGACAUGGCCUAGUUCCUUCCCAACCAUGCGUAGACCUUCUUCCGCACAGGAUCGGGCAAUCCUUCAAGCUGCCGGUCGCUUUGUCAGAAACGGCCGUGCAUCCAGCAGACCUACCACACCCAGCCGUCUUUCGCAUGUCCAACAUGCCUUCCGCAAUUCUCCCUCUAUGGCAAUGGACUCCCCCACCACGCCACCAAAGACGACAGCCACCGAUUUCAAGUACGGUGGAAUCUACCCCAGUCCGCCAAUGUCUCCGCCCGAGCAACACCAGGGUUUCCAAGACUACCCAGCUUGGAUAUAA
Aureobasidium pullulans EXF-150 is the source of this 2355-nucleotide messenger RNA. RefSeq lists its product as uncharacterized. Bases 1 to 2355 code for a protein of 784 amino acids. The transcript is spliced from 2 exons. NCBI's taxonomy places the organism in Eukaryota, Fungi, Ascomycota, Dothideomycetes, Dothideales, Saccotheciaceae. The record is from RefSeq and is a predicted model, not a curated record.